Zalophus californianus (California sea lion) is the source of this 5272-nucleotide messenger RNA. RefSeq names its product glucocorticoid modulatory element binding protein 2 (gene GMEB2). The transcript has 11 exons. Gene Ontology annotation, biological process: positive regulation of transcription by RNA polymerase II. The record is from RefSeq and is a predicted model, not a curated record. Gene Ontology annotation, molecular function: RNA polymerase II cis-regulatory region sequence-specific DNA binding; DNA-binding transcription activator activity, RNA polymerase II-specific. Gene Ontology annotation, cellular component: nucleus. The coding region runs from base 1512 to 3122 and encodes 536 amino acids. NCBI's taxonomy places the organism in Eukaryota, Metazoa, Chordata, Mammalia, Carnivora, Otariidae.
CGCCUUUAGUAGAACCCGGCGAGUUUGCGGAGGAGUCCACGCGGGGAACCCCCGGUUCCCUAACCCUGCCCUUCAGCUCAGCCCCCUCCCACUCUCUGGUCUUGUGAGAGCAGCAUGGAGCACGAAGACGUGUACCUUCCAGCAUAUUCUAAGCUGGAUGCUGCAGGGUCUAGGCUCCCAGCACUUGAUCCACACCGCGAACUUGGUGCCGCACGACCCUCGUUCCCGCUCCCUGCUCCCCCGGGUGUGUUUGGGGUCCUCCUCUAAGUGGUGUCCGCUAGUGUCUGCCCUGCGUGUGGCCUGUCUCCCCGAGCACGCUGUCACCAGGCGAUGGCCCAUCGUGCACCUGCCGUGUGCUGUCAGGCAUGCCGUCGGCGCACGUGCCGCUGUUUCCAUGGGCGGCCGUCAACCCAGGGCGCAGAGCUGGCUUGGGGCGCCGGUUCCAUGUCCCCUGGGUGUGGAGGCACAGUGGAGCGUUGGAUCGUAGAGUGACGCCGGAGUCUAGGCAGCAUGCUGGUCCCGAAGUGGUUUCUUCAAAGGAGGGAUCUGAAUGUUGGGGAAGACUACUGGAAGGGGGAGGAAUUUGUAGACCCGUGGAAGUGUUUCUAUGAGUUUAGAACACUGUAGAGCUAUAUUCAAAUCAAGGCUUAAAAUAACCCGUCUCGUGGCUGAACUGAGAAAGGAGGCCACUGACGUGCUUCCUCUGAGCCAGAAGGCUGCAGGCCGGCAGGGCUGGCCAGCUUGGCCCGGUGUGCAGCCCCGAUUGUCCCGGGAAGGCAGGAAGGACCAGAGGGGUCGCCUCUGGGGGGCAAGAGAAGCUGGAAAUCUGGACUUUUUUAUGUGAACCCUGUGAACUUUGACAAAGUUGGCAACUAACUAAGUUUUGAAACUGGGAAGAUCCAAGAAAUGGUGCCUGUGGGCCCCUGGAUGCAGCUGUUGCUGUGUUCUUAGUGUUUUUAGCAAAGGAAAGCACUUGGGAUCUUGCAGGAGGCGUGGAAGGCCAGAUAUGAAUUUGAUGUACCGACCACACACCAACAUUUUUGUUUCAUUUUUAUAUGUGUAUGCUCAAGAAUGAUACUUUAACAAUACCAAUAUUUUAUUCACCUUAAAAUUAAUUGGGGCUUGACUCAUGCUGGUCAGGAACCCAAGCUCUGGAUGGAGACCCGGGCUUCCGUGUCCCCUUCACCACAAGCCCGGGGCCACGAAGACCGCACUCGCCCACUGGGGAGUGCGGGUCUGGUUGUUGAGCUUGUUCUGUGUGUAAUCAUCCUCGUGUCAAGGACCUGAGCUGUAUUCUGUGAGGCAUCCGAAGACAGCUGUCAGGUCCCCGGAGGCCCUGCCCCCGGACCAUGUGGCCCAGGAUGUGGUCUCUCCCACCAUCAACGUCUCGUGCCAGAACGGUGCAUGUAUGACCGAGGCUGAGCCUACACUCAUCACAACUACCCCACACCCAUGGCUUGGGAUCCUGGCGGACUGACACCCCUGGUUCUGGCGUCAUCUUCAGCGGAGCCAUGGCAACCCCGGAUGUGAGUGUCCACAUGGAGGAGGUGGUGGUGGUCACCACGCCAGACACCGCAGUGGACGGGAGUGGUGUGGAGGAGGUGAAGACUGUGCUGGUGACGACCAACCUGGCUCCUCACGGGGGCGAGCUGGCGGAGGACAGCAUGGAGACGGAAAACGCAGCAGCAGCUGCGGCGGCUGCUUUCACAGCGUCCUCACAGCUCAAGGAGGCCGUGUUAGUGAAGGUGGCUGAAGAAGAGGAGAGCCUGGAGGCUGAAAUCGUGUACCCCAUCACCUGCGGAGACAGCAGAGCCAACCUGAUUUGGAGGAAGUUUGUGUGCCCGGGCAUCAAUGUGAAGUGUGUCCAGUAUGAUGAGCAUGUGAUCAGCCCAAAGGAGUUUGUGCACCUGGCCGGCAAGUCUACCCUGAAGGACUGGAAGAGGGCCAUCCGCAUGAAUGGCAUCAUGCUCAGGAAGAUCAUGGACUCUGGGGAGCUGGACUUUUACCAGCACGAUAAGGUCUGCUCCAACACCUGCCGCAGCACCAAGAUCGAUCUUUCAGGCGCCCGCGUGUCCCUGAGCAGCCCCACCUCGGCCGAGUACAUUCCACUCACGCCUGCCACGGCUGACGUGAAUGGGUCUCCCGCUACCAUCACCAUAGAGACCUGCGAGGAUCCCGGUGACUGGACCACGGCCAUCGGAGAUGACACCUUUUCCUUCUGGCGAGGGCUCAAGGACGCAGGUCUGCUGGAUGAGGUCAUACAGGAGUUCCACCAGGAGCUGAUGGAGACCAUGAAGGGCCUGCAGCAGCGGGUCCAGGACCCUCCCCUGCAGCUCCGAGAUGCUGUCCUCCUCAACAACAUCGUGCAGAACUUCGGCAUGCUGGACCUGGUUAAGAAGGUGCUGGCCAGCCACAAGUGCCAGAUGGACCGCUCGCGGGAGCAGUACGCCCGAGACCUGGCAGCCCUGGAGCAGCAGUGUGAUGAGCACCGCCGUCGGGCCAAGGAGCUCAAGCACAAAUCUCAGCACCUCAGCAACGUGCUCAUGACGCUGACGCCUGUCUCUCUGCCGCCCCCCACGAAGCGGCCCCGGCUGGCAAGGGCCACGUCUGGGCCGGCUGCCAUAGCCUCUCAGGUGCUCACCCAGUCUGCCCAGAUCGCCCUCAGCCCCGGCGUGCCCGUCUCCCAGCUGACUGGCGUGCCGCUCGGCAAAGUGGUGUCCACCCUGCCCUCCCCCGUGCUGGGCAAGGGCCCCCCCCAGGCUGCUCCUGCCAGCUCCCCUGCCUCACCACUGCUGGGGGGCUACACGGUGCUGGCCUCGUCGGGCGCCACCUUCCCUGGCACGGUGGAGAUCCACCCGGACGCGUCCAGCCUCACGGUCCUGAGCACGGCCGCCAUGCAGGACGGCAGCACUGUGGUCAAGGUGGUGAGUCCCCUGCAGCUGCUCACCUUGCCAGGCCUGGGCCCUACCCUACAGAACGUGGCCCAGGUGUCACCUGGUGGCAGCACCAUCGUGACAGUGCCCACGGGGGCCGUCGAGAGCACCAUGGCCGCCUCAGGGCCCGAGGAGCACGCAGCCACCAUCGAGGUGGCCGCCAUGGCGGAGGGCCAUGAGCACAAGUAGACGCUGGUGGAGGGCGAGGCCCCUCGUGGGCACAGGGCUGGCCGCCUCUCCUCAAACCGCGCUGGGCGGGAGCACAUAGCCCCGGCGCCCCGCGGGUCACGUUGGGCUGAACCAAAGAGCGGAAAACACCAAAACAGACGAGGAGCAAAAGGGAUCUCAGACGACAGACCUGUGCAGCCAGCCUCGCACUCGCACUUCCUCCCCCUUUUUUCUUAGGAAAUACAUUUUUCCAUCUGUUGCUUAUUGAUACUGUUUACACGUUGGGCCUGAUCAGGAGCCAGGCAGAGAGGACGAGGAGGCAGAGCCGGGGAGCGGGGCCCGGACCCCGUGGGUGCGAGGGGCCCUGGGGGGGUCCUGAGCCGGCUGGGGGAGGGGGGUCGCUAACACAUGUCUUGGGAACCGUCCCCAAGUGUGGAAACCCAUGGAUCCUAUGGAUUUGGUUUCUUCCCACAGUUUUCUGUAGGUUUAGUGUGGCCCGGCACCCUGUUCUCCCAUCUCUGGAACAGGCCUCGGUGCUGCCGCUGGUCCACAUGCGGCUCUGGGCUGGGGCUCCCGGGCACACGGGGGUUGGAGUGCAGCCCCCAGGGCACCCGCCUGAGCAGAGGGCCAGGGGGCCCCAGCAGCAUGAGUUUGCCGUCUGCCCACCCCCCUCCACCCGGCAGGGGCUGUUGCACAUGCACCGUGGGUGUCUUUAAGUGAAUUGUUUAGUAGGCUUCUAGGAAGAGUCAGAUUUAUAGCAUUUUCAACCUAAGCAACGCUGAGUGCCUAGGCUCCCCGAAUUUGCUCUGGGUUCCAGAGUUCUUUGUACAAGCAGUUGUCAGGAUGGCCCGCGGGGGACUGUGUGUGUGGGUGGUUCCUUCUGCUCUGGCUGUGAGCUCUUGGCACCGGCAGGCCACCCAGGGGAGUGUGACGGUGGGUGUGCCCCUCAGGCUUUGGUUCCGGGGUUAGGGGGUGAACAGAACCAGCCAGGAACUGAGGAGGAUCUGCAUGGCCGUGGGCUCAUUGUCAACCCUGUGCCCAGCCUGUUGGCGGGGCCAUCAUAACAGCCUUAGCACUUAGUCCCCCGAACUCCCCAUGCCCCCUACCCGGAGGUGGAGGUGUAUGUGGGGUGACAGCCAGGUAGCCUGGGCAAGGGCCGGUCAGGGUGGGGCCGGGAUGCUCACUGGCGGGGCCAUCCGUGGGCCACGUGCAGCUCUGAGUUUGGACACAGGAGGGAGAAUAGGCAGGGGUCCCCUGAAGGCCUGAAGCCAUCUCCAGCAGGGCCCCAAGGCCCGUCCGUGCCCCUGAGUGGCAGGCUCCCUCAGACCUGCCAGUUCUGUUGCUUGCUGAACACCCUUCUCUGGGAGAAGGGGAGGGGGCUCCAGAGACAAAAUGCUGCCCCACUUUGUGCUUUGAAGGGAACUGGGUUCCGCGUGUCCGUCCUUCCAUACGUCAGGUGCCCCAGACCUACCAGAGCGGGCCUCGCCCCCCCGAGUCAAGCCACCGACCGAGGUGGUCUUUUUCUGUUUUCUUUCUGUUGCAUACUUGUUUGCUGUUCUCAUGGGUCAGCUGGUUUCAGCAUGAUGUUUACUUGCUGGUGUACUCCUCAUCUUCACGGUGUCCUGAUGCCCGAGGCAGUGUGAUCCCUGCGGGUGGGCGCGGCCCUGCCUGGCCCCGUGGGUCUGCACCAGCUCAGACCAUAGGAGAAAUCACGUGGCUGAUAAAACCGUGUCUUGCCCUUGGAGCCUUUGUCACAGUCAGCCGCUGCCCUGCCUUUCAAGCCGCUGCCCUGCCUUUCAAGCCGCUGCCCUGCCCUCAGACCGCAGGGGCACUGGGGGGAAGUGUGUGUCAGAGCCAUAGAAACAGAAGCCACAGCCCCGAAAUAACUGCAGCCCCCCCUUCCGCCCGGGCUGGGGGGCAGACACCUGUGCCUGGCAGGGCCCCAAGCCGGGGAGGGUUCCUGGGGCUCUGUCAGUGCGCCCGCGCCUUCCAGUCCCCCGGGCAGGUCUGUGGCGGCUUCUGGGGGGCAGGACUGGAUUGGGUUUUUCUCAAGGUGCCGAGCGCUGGCUCAGAGGCAGCCUGGGGAAGGGAAGCAUCCGGGUUCUACUUUGUAUGUUGUUUUGCAAGUAUCUGCUUGGUACUUUGAUUUACAGUAAAAACAUUUUUCAUAA